Triticum dicoccoides is the source of this 2303-nucleotide messenger RNA. Its product is annotated as probable E3 ubiquitin-protein ligase ARI8. The record is from RefSeq and is a predicted model, not a curated record. Bases 150 to 1946 code for a protein of 598 amino acids. Lineage: Eukaryota; Viridiplantae; Streptophyta; Magnoliopsida; Poales; Poaceae. Gene Ontology annotation, molecular function: zinc ion binding; ubiquitin-protein transferase activity. The transcript is spliced from 15 exons. Gene Ontology annotation, biological process: protein ubiquitination.
ACUCGCCCACGCAACUCCAUCGGUCUCGCCUCGCACAUCUUCCUCACCGCCUCCUACCCCCGCCCCGCCCCGCCCACCUCGCCGGAACCCUACCUCCUACCCCUUCGCGCCCCUGCCCGAUCCGCCGAUCGUCAGACUUGGCAAGCGCAAUGGACUCCGACUCCGAGAUGCCCGUCGCCAGCGACGAGGAGAUGGUGGACGACGAGGACUACUACUACUACAGCGACGAGGGUGAGGGCGAUGACGGGGACGCCAGCGGCGGCGGCGCCUCCGGCGACGAGGAUGUAUCGGCCGGAGACUACGAGGGCCGGGAGGCCGAGGGGAGCGACGAGGCCGUCUCCACGCGCGAGCAGAGAUACAUUGUUUUAUCCGAAAAGGAUAUAUCUGAACGCCAAGAGGAAGAUAUAAGCGAGGUAUCUGCAUUACUGUUGAUUCCAAGGGAAGAAGCAUCUGUCCUUCUUCACCACUAUAAAUGGGACAUCAGCAAGGUGAAUGAUGAAUGGUUUUCUGAUGAAGACAAAGUCCGUGGUAUUGUUGGCUUACUUAUGAAUGGAACUGAUAUUCAUAACUCGAGGAAGCUAACUUGUGGAAUAUGUUUUGAAGGGUACUCUUCAGAUAUGAUGAGUUCUGCGGGCUGUGCUCAUUUUUAUUGCCAUGAAUGUUGGGAAGGUUAUAUCAGCGCUGCUGUAAGUCAGGGUCCGGGAUGUUUGUCAUUGCGAUGCCCUGAUCCAUCGUGCAGUGCUAUUGUUCUUCAAGGCAUGAUAAAUAAAUUAGGCAAACACGAAGAUAAAGAGAAGUAUGCACGAUUUGCCUUGCGUGCAUAUGUGGAAAGUCGCAAGAAGACGAAAUGGUGUCCAGCUCCUGACUGUACAUGUGCAGUGGAAUUUGUUAGUGAUGUAAACUAUGAUGUCUCAUGUAACUGCACAUUCCGAUUUUGCUGGAAUUGCACAGAAGAAGCUCACAGACCAGUGAACUGUGAGACUGUUUCUAAGUGGAUUCUGAAGAACAGCGCUGAAUCUGAAAAUAUGAACUGGAUACUGGCUAAUUCUAAGCCCUGUCCAAAAUGCCAACGACCGAUAGAGAAGAACCAGGGAUGCAUGCAUAUGACUUGCACACCUCCUUGCAAAUUUGAGUUUUGCUGGUUAUGUCUGGGUUCAUGGGUAGAACAUGGUGAGAGGACUGGUGGCUUUUAUGCUUGCAAUCGCUAUGAAUCGGCAAAGAAAGAGGGAGUUUAUGAUGAGGCUGAAGCAAGGAGGGAAAGGGCUAAACACUCACUCGAGAGAUAUAUGCACUACUAUGAACGCUGGGCAUCUAAUCAGACAUCGAGGCAGAAGGCAAUAUCAGAUUUGCAAAAGGCGGAAAAGGAACAACUUGCAAAGUUAACUGAUAUUUAUGGAAUACCGGAGACACAACUGAAGUUCAUUAUUGAAGCUUGGUCACAGAUUAUAGAAUGCAGGCGAGUGCUUCAAUGGACGUAUGCGUAUGGCUAUUAUCUCGAGGACAAGGUCAAGAGUGGAUUUUUUGAGUAUCUGCAAGGUGAAGCUGAGUCUGGUUUGGAACGUCUCCAUCAGUGUGCUGAGAAAGAUCUGCUAGCGUUUUUGCCAUUCUCAAAACAUGAUACUACUGAAGAUCAUCCUUCACCAGCUGAAUUUGGUGAAUUCCGUGUGAAGCUUGCUGGUCUGACAAGUAUAACUCGGAAUUACUUUGAGAACCUUGUUCGAGCAUUGGAAGAUGGGUUGGAGGAUGUCCAGUGUGCCGGAGAGGCUGCAACCUCAAGCAAGGCCUCCAACUCGAAGAAAGGAGGAGCUAAAGGCAAAGCGGCGAAGAAGCAGCCGUCCAGAUCAUCUUCGGACCAUUCUGAUGAUACUUGGCCAUGCGAGCGCUGCACAUUUCUGAAUCCCUCUUCAGCGGAUGCGUGUACUGCCUGUGAUAAGCAGCGGUACUAGUAGAUUAAUAAACGGCUCAAAAGGCAGUGACGCAAGAAGCUCAAAGCGCAUGAGAACAUGUGUGUGCUUUAUGCUUUAGAAGGUGAAGCAGAGCUCUCAACGGGUGCAACGGUGUACAUAAGAAAGGUCGAAGGUCCGUCCUAUGCUUUAUGUAGAUCCAAACGGAUAUCAUUGGUUACAAGGUCAAUGUGCUUUCGCCUGUGUGUUGUAAAUAUUGGUUACGAAUAGGUGUAGUGUGGUGGGUUUCUUCUGCGGUUCCACCCACCUUGCUCCUUUCGUUUCUCCUAACCUAAAACAUAUUAGGUUAAGUCUUAUCAAGAAUUGUUUUAUUAAUAUAUGAUUUCUUUUUGUGGGGAA